CAAUUAAAACUACUUUGAAAUGAUCGUGUUCCGAUGUGUUUUUGGUAGACCAAUAGUAAAAAUUGUCUAACAUAAAAACAGUUGAAGUUAAAACUUUCAACUUGCUAUUGCCGUAGUUUUCAGCAUUUUAAUUAUUUUAUAUAUGUUUUACUUACUGAUUUAUAAACUUUAGUCCUUAUUUAGUUCACGAAAACAACGUAUUUUAGUUUUUUAGUAAUCAGUGUUUAAAUUCAUCCAUUAUGAUGGAAGUCGACGGUGUUGAAGGUUGGAACAACAAUCCUCCCGAUGGACUUAAAUUUGCUAAUUUAAAAGCUUUUGUAAAUGCAGCUCGUGAGUUUGAAGCUACACACAGUGAAUCUGCAGUUAAUAUGAUGACUCGAUACUUAGGGCUCAUCGCUUCGUCCUGUGACCUAUCGAUAUUUUCUCCGGGACGUAGUGAAGUAUGUGCUUUCUUCAGCUCGUUGUGGCGAGUGAUGUGCGAUGGUCGAGGGCCGCACUGGGCAGGUGUCGCGGUUCUUGCCAGAGCGUCCGUCGAACCCAGUGCCAGACAUGCACUCACCCAUACUUACAAAUUUAUGCCAAUCCUGUCCCGGUUGUUAUUAGAUACAAUAUCAAAUGAAAAAAAAAUUAAACUACUGUCUGUGAUGCAGGACAUCUCAUAUGGUAUCAAAAUUAGUUGGCAAGAAUCAUACCUAACCAGUCUCAUGAAGCAGCUUACUGAUUGGAUUUUACAGCCAAUGUCUGAACCUCAGCAUCGGACGAUUGGUCACAAAUCUCUGACAGUAUUAGUAAAUGUUUGUUAUGGAAAUUUACCUGCGAUUUAUGCACUUAUGAGAACCGUUGAUACAAAGGAUUUUGUUGUACAUUUGAUAAGCUUGAAGGAUGGUGGAUAUGGUGGUGUCGAAGUGUGUCGACUACUGUUAUGCUUAUCCAGUGGUACACGUGGCUCAUCUGCAAUUAGACAGUCGGACAUACAUAGCUAUCUUUGCUGCACUAUGCGAACAUUCAAUAAGGCAAUUGUUGAUAGAGAUGCAACUCAACUUCUACAUGCGUACACAUUUAUAAAUGAUCUGUGCACAGAUAAUAAUCUACGAAGCUAUGUUCUUUCAUAUAGUCAUUUUAAUAAUUCUCUUCAGGAAUCAUUAGUGAAAAUAGACGAGUUGUGUAAGACAGCCCCUGAUGACAUGGGUGAACCAGAAAAUGCUAUGAACUGCUUACAAAAUGUGUUGAAAUUUCUAGCAGUUUUGGUAAAUUUGGAUCUAUAUUCCCUGAGAUGUCAUCACUGUCAACUUGUAUGCCUAUGUAUGAAAUCAAGUCGAAUUUGUCUCCCAGAGUCAUUGGAAUUGUUUGCAACCAUCAUUGCUCAAUACAAGGAUGAAGGUGCUUUACCACAAGAGCUAAUGGGAGUUAUUUGUGAUGGUUUGCCAGCUCUUCUGGUGCCACCGUCUCUAGAGCCAGGGAAAGUUGGAUUGCAAUGGUUGCAAGUAGUUGGAGCUUUAUGCGAGUCGAGUGAAACUCAAGAACGCGUUUUACAAGAGGUUACCCCGGAUUCUUUCGAAGACACAUUAUACAGCGUGUUACAGUAUACUUCGCAGAAUGGUCCUGUGGGUAUGGAAACGGCUCAAAAAAGUGUGGUGUUGGCAUGUCGGAGCGGACUAUCAUUAGCUCCACUCUCGAAGCAUUGGGAAGCCGCUUUCAAUAGGAUGUUAGCGCAUCAUCAAGUUCGCAAGCUCCUAUGUAUGGCGCUCACGGGUAACAACGGAUCACGUCGAAGACAGAUCAUGCAACUGGUGAAACAUCAUUAUUUUCCAUCGGAUCAAAUGAAUCAGAUAUUCGGCGAAAGUCUCCAGAGCGUGGCGGAGGCGGAGGCGGAGGCGGAGCCCUGGGCGCAGGUGGCGGGCGGCGGCGCGGGCCCCGAGCGCGUGUCGGCGGCGCAGGAGCUGGCGCUCGACCAGCUCGUGGCGCGGCUGGGCGAGGCGCUGCAGGCCGGGAAGAUAUCAGACAUAGCGACGUCGAGUGUGAUGGAACUGUACGGCUACAAGAUGACGUGUCUGGAACAGCGGCUACAUUCGCAUUCAGUAGCGUUACAGGGAGCAACAGAACACAUGGCGUCCUUACAACAUGCACUCGCGUUGUUGCAAGCCACUAACUCCGCUCAGCAAGAUGUAUUAUACACGACACAGAUGCAAAAUGAAAAACACAAAAAGUCAAUAGAAGAUCUUCACAAACAACUAGAGGACGCCGAAACGACGCUACGAGGUUUCAGAGCGAAGUUGGCUGCGGAGAGAUUGGAUAAAGAGAAUCAAAAGGAAAUUUUACAAAAGGAAUUCAGAUCACAGAUAGCUAAUAUUGAAAACGAAAUGAAAAUACGAGAAAGAGAAGCGGAAGAACGACUUAAACAACUUGAAUCGGAUAACAGAACGUUGCAGAAGAAGUUGGAACAGCAGACGAAUAAAAACAGCGAACUAGCAGGUGUAUUGAUUAAGUUCGAGGAGCGCGUCAAGCAACGUGACAAGAAGCUGGAGGAGGCGGCCGCAGCUGACAGCGGCUUGAGGAGGGAGCUGGAACAACGGGACAAUAUGAUAAAACAAUUAGAAAAAACCGUGGUCGAGCGUGAGAACCGACUGUAUCAAGUGACGACACAGCUGGAAGAAAUGAAGAGGGUGCAAGAGAUGGUAGCUAAGCUUAUGAGCAAAAGUUCUUCCACAGCGGCCAGCUAGCGUUACUACAGUUCAUAGAGAAGUAUAUGAAAUCUAAACGAAGUUUUUUUUUCUCUAAUUAUGUCAACGUUGAAACGCAACAGAAAAUUAUAGAUUAUAUCAUGUUCAAACCUAGGAUAGAAAUAUUCAGAAAGUAAUCAUAACAUAUUUCAAUUUGAUUGGUUGAGAUUAAUUAUGUAUUAAAACAAAAGUUGAAGUGACAAGAAAAAUAUUUAAUAAAUAUAACGAGAAAGUAAUCAAACCUCCUUUAACAAUUUAUAAAAAAAAAUGACAUUACCUUAUUAAUCUUAACUAAACAUGCCCCAUGAAUAGCUAUGAUUUUUUGACAAUACUCAAAUAUAAUGUUGCUUUUUAUUAUAAUUAAAAUUAAAAAUAUAUUCAUAGAACAUAAACAGAUUA
Vanessa tameamea is the source of this 3119-nucleotide messenger RNA. RefSeq lists its product as uncharacterized. Bases 240 to 2720 code for a protein of 826 amino acids. NCBI's taxonomy places the organism in Eukaryota, Metazoa, Arthropoda, Insecta, Lepidoptera, Nymphalidae. The record is from RefSeq and is a predicted model, not a curated record. The transcript is spliced from 20 exons.